UCUCUGAUCAGAAUGUGCUGAAUGUGUUGCGAGGGUUAGAUUCUGAUUUUUGGUUGCUGUGUGCGAUUGUCGCAUCAUUCAAUCGUCGAGGCGUAGCUCAAUGUGGACGGGAACUUGUGCAUUCUCUGCCCUGUUACAUUAGUUUUGAUAGAAUUGGGUGGGCUUGGAAGUAUUGGUUGUGGAAGAUUUGCAGUUAUGGCGGUCGGAAUGCGCUCUUUGGCUUCGAGUGUGGGCCUUCUUCGUCGCGUGGCUUCGUUCUCGCGCUCCUCUCGCAUUGUGUAUUCCAAUUCGGUUCGCAAGUCUCGGGAUGUAGACUUUGCCCUGCCCCGCCAGUUGAAACCUUCCGGCUAUUUCGCGUUGUUGGGUCAAGUGCGGGAGUAUCAUAGCGAAGAGAUAUCUAGCUCUUCAUUGAGGCAGGUAUCUUCCGCUGCGAUUGCGGGAGAGUACGCUAUCCGGAACGAGCCUAGGCAUGAUUGGACGCGUGACGAGAUUCAGGCCAUCUACGAGUCGCCAUUGAUGGAUCUUCUGCUCUACGGGGCUCAAGUUCACAAGCACACACAUAAAUGGAGGGAAGUGCAGCAGUGCACAUUACUUUCCAUAAAAACGGGCGGAUGCUCCGAAGACUGUUCCUACUGUCCUCAAUCUUCUCGGUACGACACUGGUGUGAAGGCACAAAAGCUGCUCUCUGAAGAUAUCGUUUUGGAUGCUGCGAAGAAGGCUAAGGAGGCAGGGAGCUCAAGGUUUUGCAUGGGUGCUGCUUGGAGGGACACUGUUGGAAGGAAAACCAACUUCAAUCAGAUCCUAGAGUAUGUUAAAGAGAUUAGGGGCAUGGGGAUGGAGGUAUGCUGCACAUUAGGCAUGUUGGAACAGAAGCAGGCAGAACAACUCAAGGCUGCUGGGCUUACCGCUUAUAACCACAAUCUGGAUACAUCUCGGGAAUACUAUCCGAAUAUUAUCACCACACGAUCAUAUGACGAACGACUGAAAACACUUGAACUCGUUCGGGACGCUGGGAUCAGUGUGUGCUCAGGAGGUAUAAUCGGACUUGGUGAAGCUGAGGAAGAUCGAGUGGGGCUGCUACACACUUUGGCCACCCUGCCCGAACACCCUGAAAGUGUGCCCAUAAACGCGCUCCUUGCGGUCAAGGGUACCCCCCUCGAGAACCAAAAGCCCGUAGAGGUUUGGGAGAUGGUGAGAAUGAUCGCAACGGCUCGCAUUGUUAUGCCGAAAGCAAUGGUGCGAUUGUCAGCUGGCCGUGUGCGCUUCUCCCAACCAGAGCAGGCGCUGUGCUUCAUGGCAGGAGCCAAUUCAAUUUUCACGGGUGAGAAGUUGUUAACGACACCAAACAAUGAUAAAGAUGCAGACCAGCAGAUGUUUCAGACCCUUGGUCUUAUCUCCAAGCCCCCCAAUUUCAAUCAAGGGCAUGAUGUACAUGAAAGGAUUGAAGAGGCAGCUGUCGCGUAAGAACCGUUCUAUACUUUCAUCAAUAACUGGAUGUUGAAACAGUUCACUUAGUUACAGAUGCGAGUUUGAUCAAUGAUCACAACUUCUUUGAUCAGUCGUUUCGCUUGUAAGCAAUUUUGUCUACUCAGUUUAGAACAAGUUUACUUAGGUUAGUCUUUUCAUUAGACAAUUAAUUUCGUGACACUUCUUUAGAAAGGUUGUAUCGUGACUUUGACUGAUGAAGGAUAAGUUUAAUGACAAUAUGCAUCUUUACACCAUU
Molecule: messenger RNA, 1723 nt
Organism: Physcomitrium patens
Lineage: Eukaryota; Viridiplantae; Streptophyta; Bryopsida; Funariales; Funariaceae
Product: biotin synthase, mitochondrial
Biological process (GO): biotin biosynthetic process
Cellular component (GO): mitochondrion
Molecular function (GO): 2 iron, 2 sulfur cluster binding; biotin synthase activity
Source: RefSeq, a predicted model, not a curated record